Molecule: messenger RNA, 729 nt
Organism: Striga hermonthica
Lineage: Eukaryota; Viridiplantae; Streptophyta; Magnoliopsida; Lamiales; Orobanchaceae
Source: the annotation of a GenBank genome assembly
AUGUCUUCCGCCAGAUCCUCCGCCCGUGAACUCAGACGGCCUGUUCACAAAAUUUUUCUGCGUCAGGAGGGGACGUUUAACCCUUGGGACUUUACACAUGAAAAGGGAAUGACCACUCUGGGUCUUCUUCUCAAAGAAGAAGGAAUUGUGAUUGCUGCUGAUCAUCCAUCUGACACUGAACCCAACAUUUUUCAACUGAAUCAUUCCAUGGUGGCCACCAUUUCCGGAGGAAAAGACAGAGGAAGAGACACUUCGUCGUUCACAUCUCUGAUCACAUCUCUGCAACAUCGGGCUCGACACGUACCUUUGGUUAAGGAUCUGGUGGACUGGCUGGCUAGCACUAUUUCAGCUGAGAAAGAGUAUCAUUCAUCAGUAGGAAUACUUAUUGCCGUGUGGAACGAAUCGGAGCGUGCUCUGUAUAAGGUGAAUGGUGAUGGGGUAAUUACUAAAAAUGAUGUACUUGCUACUGGAUCUGGUUCAUAUGUAACAAUCUUUGUGAAACAGAAGCACAGAUUCAUAGAGUCUGGAAUGUCUAUACCCGAUGCUGCAAACCUUGCCAAAAUGGCUAUUUGCAUUGCUGCAUAUCGGGUUCCUCAUUAUGGGGAUGUUGUUAGUGUUUGGCACCUCGGAAGUGAGGGCUUCCAAAUGCUUCAUAAGGAGGAUAUGGAAGAAUUUCAUAGCCACCUGCCUUGUACGGCCAGGACCCAGGUUAUUGGAGAAGGAUGGUGA